AUGGUGUUUUUGUCAAAUAUUUAUAAAAAUGUUGACGAAAACGGAUCGGCAGGAGCGGCUAAGGAUUUUCAGUUGUCAAGAACAAAUUCGGAGAAUGCGGCAACUAUUGGAGCCCAAGGCGGCUCCCUGAACUUUGAGAAGGAUCGGAAGCUUCGCUACUGGAAGCCGAUAUUUUUGCCGCUGGACGCCGAUAUUGUCCUUUUUAAUUUUGCACGCUGA
Molecule: messenger RNA, 219 nt
Organism: Gongylonema pulchrum
Lineage: Eukaryota; Metazoa; Nematoda; Chromadorea; Rhabditida; Gongylonematidae
Source: the annotation of a GenBank genome assembly